UGUCACCUUCUUGUCCAAAGAGGGGUUUGCGCUUUGGAGUUCUCCCGGGAGAGGUGUCGGCUGCGUCCGUCACCACCGACACCGACUCCGUGCAGCCCACGCACGAGACUCUUUGGGUUUUUUUCCCCAUACUGUGAUCCCUGCGGUGUUGAGGACAUUUGGACUUUGAAGGCAAGAAGCAGAAUUUAAAAGAAAGCCCUCAGAUUUCAGAAAAAACAUCCAUUUGGGCUGCGAAGUGACCAAUACUUGGUGUGGAGAUGGGGAACAUGGACGGGAAAGCCGUGGAGGAGCUGAGCGCUACCGAGUGCCACCAGUGGUACAAGAAGUUCAUGACGGAGUGUCCUUCUGGCCAGCUCACCCUCUACGAGUUCAAACAGUUUUUUGGCUUGAAAAACCUGAGUCCGGCGGCGAACAAAUACGUUGAGCAAAUGUUUGAGACGUUUGACUUUAAUAAGGAUGGCUACAUAGAUUUUAUGGAGUAUGUGGCAGCUCUGAGUCUGGUCCUGAAAGGGAAGGUGGAUCAGAAGCUGCGAUGGUAUUUCAAGCUCUACGAUGUGGACGGGAACGGCUGCAUUGACCGGGGAGAACUGCUGAACAUCAUCAAAGCUAUUCGAGCUAUCAACCGGUGCAACGAAGCGAUGACGGCCGAGGAAUUCACAAACAUGGUGUUUGACAAAAUUGAUAUAAACGGAGACGGUGAGCUCUCCCUGGAGGAGUUCAUGGAGGGCGUGCAGAAGGACGAAACGCUGCUCCAGAUCCUCACCCGCAGCCUGGACCUGACACACAUUGUCCAGCUGAUCCAGAACGACGGGAAGAACCCGCGCGAGCCCGAGCAGGCGGCGGAGGUGGCCCAGUAGUCUCCCGGGACACCUCCCCUUCGUCUCUUCCCCCCUCACAUUAUUAAAACAAAUCGGGUUGUGGCUGUGGGAGCUGGGCAGCUGCCCCAGCGUGACCGGUCACAGACUAUCCCACCAGCGCAGGGACCAGGAUCUGCCCCGGAGGCGCCGCUCCCCUGGCAGAUGGUUUGGGGGGAGCCGGGGGAUCCCCAGGCGCUGCCCAGGCCCUGCCCGGCGCAGGAAGGGGGUGCUGCUGGAAGCACACAGCCACCCCCGGGUGGGACGGACGUUGCUGAGGAGUGGGGAGGGGUAAAGUCUCACCUCCCCGGGAAGGGGGAGCGGCCCCACGCGAUGCGCUUGGACAACGCACCGAGAGAGCCUCGAAAUUCGCACCGAGGCAGCGGCCAACGCCUGCGUCUGCGGGGGAUGAACCCCAGGGCUGCCCGGCACUUGGCCCCGCUGAGAGGGGUCCCACGUAUGAAACCGCGCUCAGAGACUGAACCUUCUCUCUCCAUCUGUAUUUCCAGAGCAUGAGAUCAGUGGGUUUGGUCAUUCGUUCUCUGAUUUGUUAUUAAUCUGUCAGCAGUCGGCCAGUGAUAAUGCAAGAUAAAAGCAUCUAUGAGCUAGAAGAAGGGGAGUGGUGAACGCAGCGGCUUUUCUUUGUUUAAAAGUAUUAAAAACAUAGAAUGGUGCCUUUUUUUAACAACUAUCUGAACUUUAAGGGCAUGCUUGUCCUUGAGGUAUCUGGAAGGGCGGCAAUGACGGUAACCUGAGAGGGAAGAGCUUUGCAUGUUUGUGGGAACAUCCUUGCACGUCUUAUCGCCUGUGCAACAGACCCGAACUCUCCUGCGAGUUACACCGUGUGGCACCCUCGGGCAUCAGGUGGUUUUAACCCCAGUGGCAGCGAAUUGUCUUUUGGGGGGGUGUGCAGCUAGAGAUGAGCUGCAGGCAGUGUCGGUGCCACGAGCACCCGAGUGUCCCUGGGCAGGCAGUGGGUGCCACCACCCCCACGGUACAGCUGGCUCGAGUACCGUCCCCUGUGCAAUCAAACCCGGUCACCCCUUGUGAUACCCUCCCGGGCAGAGCAGCCCCAGGAGCUGCCCCAGGCGCCAGCACACGCACAGGGGAGGCUGCGGGAGCAGCGGCCCCAUCCCCUCACACCCGCUGUCCCCACGCCGAGCCGGGGCUGCGCCUCGGCCACUCCUCGACAGGAGUUUCCUCACCUGAUGGGAGCGAGUUUCAGGCGUGGCGGGGCAAUGCGGGACACCAGGAAGGAUUUCUUGCCUCGCUGAAGGACUCGUUAUUGAGCACUGGAUGAUUGCAAGUCAUGAGCAACUUUCUGACCAUUUUUCCUGCCCGUCUUUUUCACUUGACAGUGGUUUACCUCGAAGCUUUUGUACUUCCAAUCUUAUAGUGAACAAAUAAAGAUAUUUUAUGAGAUUA
Molecule: messenger RNA, 2279 nt
Organism: Athene cunicularia (burrowing owl)
Lineage: Eukaryota; Metazoa; Chordata; Aves; Strigiformes; Strigidae
Gene: GUCA1A
Product: guanylate cyclase activator 1A
Exons: 4
Coding region: 258-857 (199 amino acids)
Biological process (GO): visual perception; positive regulation of guanylate cyclase activity
Cellular component (GO): photoreceptor inner segment; cone photoreceptor outer segment
Molecular function (GO): calcium ion binding; calcium sensitive guanylate cyclase activator activity
Source: RefSeq, a predicted model, not a curated record